Molecule: messenger RNA, 204 nt
Organism: Gongylonema pulchrum
Lineage: Eukaryota; Metazoa; Nematoda; Chromadorea; Rhabditida; Gongylonematidae
Source: the annotation of a GenBank genome assembly
AUGGAUCGUCGGCGACGCAACAACGAAGCGGCAAAGCGUUGUCGAGCGAACCGUCGUGCCCAAUUCGAGUACCGUAGUAGACGAGCGCAACAGCUAGAAACUGAAAAUGAGGAGCUGCGGAAGGAGAUGAAUCGUCUGAAGCAAGAACUUGAACAGCUGAAAGCACUACAUGCUGCCAAAACUGCUGCUGCUCUACAACGGUGA